Molecule: messenger RNA, 2299 nt
Organism: Bombina bombina (fire-bellied toad)
Lineage: Eukaryota; Metazoa; Chordata; Amphibia; Anura; Bombinatoridae
Gene: NBN
Product: nibrin
Biological process (GO): double-strand break repair via homologous recombination; telomere maintenance; mitotic G2 DNA damage checkpoint signaling
Cellular component (GO): Mre11 complex; nucleus
Molecular function (GO): damaged DNA binding; protein binding
Source: RefSeq, a predicted model, not a curated record
CAGUGUGUACAGAUACAGAAUAACUGGAAGUCAAGUAGUGCAAUGUGGAAGUUGGUGCCAGAGAGCGCAGGAGAGACCUAUCAUUUUCUCACUGGUACAGACUAUGUUGUGGGACGCAAGAACUGUGUGAUUUUAAUUCCAGAUGAUCAAUCGAUUAGUCGUUCCCAUGCUGUGUUAUCUGCUACACAUACUGUCGCCAACCUGGGUCAACCAAACUUAAUUCCCACUUUAACAAUUAAAGAUGCCUCAAAGUAUGGCACUUUUGUCAAUGAAGAAAGGAUUGCAAAUGCUGUUCCCAGGGCUCUUAAAUCUGGGGACAAGGUUACCUUUGGUGUAUUCAAUAGCAAGUACAGGGUAGAAUAUGAGCCACUGGUUGUGAGUUCCUCUUGUUUGGAAAAUACUGAGAAGACCACUUUAAAUCAAGUCAUUGUGCUCCUUGGAGGUCAUGUGUUAAAUAACUGGGCAGAAAAAUGUACUCACUUAGUAAUGACUUCAAUCAAAGUUACAAUCAAGACUAUAUGUGCCUUAGUUUGUUGUCGACCAGUUGUAAAACCAGAGUACUUUAGUGAGCUGGUCCAAGCCAUUAAGCAGAAGCAAGUACUGCCUGCCCCUAAAAGCUUCAUAAAGCAAAGAUUUUUUUUGUCAUUGCAGUACAAAAAACUGAGCCCAGCAAUCAUUUUUGGUGGUGGCAAAGCUAAACUAAUAACAGGAGAAAGGGAAGACACGUUACUACUGGAGAAUCCUUCUACAUGUGUAAUUGAUGUUGGCGUUACAAGCUCACAGCUCUCGGAGUCCGUGUCUGCACAAACUUGGAUCAGUUCCACUUUGGACUUGCUACAGCGAGACUUCCAGAAAGAAUGUUAUAGCAGGUGCUACACUGUCACAAAGUAUGGCAGUUGAUGAAACUAUAUUACCUGCACCCACACUUAAUAUCACAGCAUAUGUUGCUAAUACUGAGCUUCAAGACCAGACCAAUACUUGGAUGGAUAUAAGUGGAGCUCGAGAAGUAAAGGAAACACCCAAAACAGAGGGUAGAAGUAAUUAUCAGUCAUCUAAAGCUCAGCUGGAAAAGGAUACUGGUGGUGGGGAUGAGGACAUUAGAUGUGCUUUGUUUCAAGAUGUAGCCACAACAGAGAAGAAAAAUGUACAACUCUCACAAAUAAACAAGUCUGCCAAGAACACGGAGAAGGAUUCACAAACAACACAUUCAUCUAAUAAAAUUAAGAAUUACUUCCAGCCAUUAAGCAAGAAAAGGGGCCGAGAUGAGGAGGAAAACAAAUUUUCAUCUACAAAGACGGCAAGAAAAGAAAAUGUGUCUAAUUUGUGUUCUGAACAAACGCAGCCAGUGAUGGCUUCUCAAGCAAAAGGCAAAACUAGCCAAAUUUGUCAUGCUUCUAAUACAGGGCAGCAGUCAGCUCUGUAUAGUGAACAAGAAAUGCUUUCAGAUGAUCAGCCUCUUGGUAACAAGGUGACAGCUAAUUCAGUAGAAUCAAUAACAAAAAAAAGAAAAGAGAUUGAAGAAGAUUUAGUGGAAGAGUCUGAUGUGGAAAGUGAAGAAGAGAAAAAUAUUAAAAUGGAGGAGAGUAGCCUAAAUAGCAAUUUGAGUAAUGUAAAAAGAAGAAGAUUGGUUUCAGAAAAAGAUGCAGAUGAAAAUUUCAACACAUCACCUGAAAAGGAAGCAAAAAACACAAUACUAAAACAGAUUCCUCCACAGAACACAAAGGCUGAGGGGGAAAUAAAAAAGGAACAAUACUCUCAAAGGGAACAGUCUAAGAUAACUACAGCCAUUAAAGAGGAAGACGAUGGGAUACCGCGUAGACUUCUACUGACUGAGUUUAAGUCACUGGUUGUCAGCCUACCAGCAAGAAACAUUAAAACCUCUGCAAACAGUUACCAAGGGAAUGCAACUAAUUUUAAAAAAUUUAAAAAGGUGGCAUACCCAGGAGCAGGUGGUUUUCCCCACAUCAUUGGAGGUUCUGAUUUGAUUGCUCAUGAUAGGAAGAAAAAUUCAGAACUAGAACAGUGGUUACGUCAAGAAAUGGAGGAGCAAACUCAACAAGCAAGAGAGGAGUCACUUGCUGAGAAUCUCUUUAGGUAUAAUCCAAAAUCUGUGAAAAGGAGACGAUAAAUUUGUUGGUUCCAUAGAACGUUUACUAAAACUGCUAUAAAUGAAUGUACAAAAAAGUUGCUUUUAUUAGAGUGAAUAGAAUCACUAAGUGUAAAACUUGUUUAUGGAUCAUAUGUUUACAGUCUGUCUCUUCCGUAAUGUAAAUAACUAUUAAAGAAUUAAGUUGUACGA